AUGGAAGUCUCUUUAGAGCUGUUGGAUGACUUUGCCAAUGUGUCACAUGUUUUAGACAGUCUCUGCUUAUCAUUUGCCUUUCUCUAUUCCUUCUCCUGUCUGCCUGUAGCUUCCUCUACUUGUGAUUGCUUAUUGUGUGAACCUGCUUGGCUGGUGCCUCUGGCCACCACGGGGUUGGAACACCAUAUCCCUGUCUCUGUUAACCAACCUGGAAUGGAACAAUAUGUAACUCCUCUUAGAACGUUGCUGUAUCUUGACACUCUGUCACAGCAAGCACAGUUAAACGCCAGCAAUCUAGAUACAGUGUUUCAAGAAUUGGCGUCUGGAAGGACUUUUCCCUUGCCCUACCUUCCUCACCUGUCCUCUAGCAUGGCCCUUGGAGGAUUUACUCACCAGAAUAUCAUCAUCAUCAGCAAUGAUGAGUUUAGGAAUUAUGUAUCAUUAAAGGCUUUAAAUGAUUCCUUUGACAGUUCAAUGAUGUCUGUUACCUCUUUGAGGGAAAGUUAUCUUCUUUUAACCUCAGUAUGUAUAAAGAAUUAG
Lingula anatina is the source of this 540-nucleotide messenger RNA. RefSeq lists its product as uncharacterized. NCBI's taxonomy places the organism in Eukaryota, Metazoa, Brachiopoda, Lingulata, Lingulida, Lingulidae. The record is from RefSeq and is a predicted model, not a curated record.